AGUCGAGUCCACAUGGGCGGCCAAAGCGUUUGUGUCCCACCUUUGUCCCCUUGCCUCACUCUUGCCUUUCUUCCUCCCGACAACUUCUCUCUCUCUUCCUUUAACCCUAACUUCUAUGCAAUUCUCUUCCCUCAUCUAUAUAAUCUAUCUUCCCUUUUCUUUAAACCCAUCAAACCAUACUCACCAACAAGACACAAGAACAAGAACAAGAGAAGGAUUCUGCUCAAUGAGCUUAACCUUAAGGACACAGAGCUUCGUCUUGGAUUACCAGGAACAGAGGAAAAUACACAAGAAGAAGAGGUUUCUUGCGUUAGAAGCAACAAGCGUCAAUUACAAACCGAGGAAAACCGUGAAGAAGAAGAAUCUACACCUCCAACAAAUUCACGAUCGGUGAAUACUGCGAAAGAGAAGGGUACAAAGGAUCUGGAGUUGUACCAACGUACGAGGAUAAAGAUGGAGAUUGGAUGUUGGUUGGUGAUGUUCCAUGGGAUAUGUUCUCUUCCUCUUAUUUGA
Thlaspi arvense is the source of this 513-nucleotide messenger RNA. Lineage: Eukaryota; Viridiplantae; Streptophyta; Magnoliopsida; Brassicales; Brassicaceae. The record is from the annotation of a GenBank genome assembly.